AUGUCGUACGGCGAUAACCGCGUCAAGUUUGCGCUCUUUGGCCUCGGCCGCCUGGGUGUUCUCCGAGCCCGCAUUCUCGCCUUCCAGCAGCCUCGGAUUGAACUCGUUACUGUCUGCGAUACAAAGCCAGGUACCGACAAGUGGGCCGCAGAGAACCUGCCUCCGUCUGUCAAGUACUUUUCUGAUCCCCAGGAAUGCUUGAAAAAUGGCGGCGCUGAAGCAGUACUCAUCUGCACGGCGACAGCUACACACGCGCCUCUGAUUCUGCAGGCCCUUGAUCUCAACUUGCAUGUCAUGUGCGAGAAGCCUGUCUCGGUGGAUAUUGCGACUACCAAGGCAGUGGUUGAGAAGUCUGCUUCAAGACCUGAUCUCAAGUUCCUUGUUCCCUUUACUCGACGAUAUGACAAGUCCUACCGCCAGGCUCGGGCUCUCAUUGACAACGGCGACUUGGGCGAAAUCCAUGCUGUUGAAACAACCGGCAUUGAUCAAGCAGACCCCAAUGCCUUCUUCGUGGCCUUUUCCGAACAAUCUGGCGGUAUCUUCCUUGAUUUCGGCAUCCAUACCGUCGAUGCCGGAAGAUACCUCUUGGAUGUCAAGUCCGGCCUUUCCAACCCCAAGAAGCAAGUCAACAGAGUCAUCGCCUUCGGCCAGCAAGCCGUCUACGGGGACUUGGCCAAGUACGGCGAUGCCGACAACGCAUGGGGCCUUGUUGAAUAUGCCAAUGGCAAGAUUUUCAAGACCUACCUUGGUCGCACACUGACCAGCGGAUUUGAGGACACAACUCGACUGUGUGGCACCAAGGGACAUUCGAUCAUCAGUGCCAACUCGAACGUUGAGAUUCGCGACCAUCUUGGUAUCCGCACGCAAUCUGUUCCUGAUGCUUUCACUCUCUUCGACGCUACGUUCCUGACUGACCUGGCUGAGUUUGCUGAUGCAGUGCUUGAUAACAAGCCCAUGACUUGCCAGCCGGAAGACGCAUUUGAGGCUGGUAAGAUUUGCGCUGCUCUGCAGUACUCAUUCCGCAAGGGGGUGCCUGUAUACUUUGAUGAUGAGGGCCUUCCUAUCAUGGAAUGA
Messenger RNA from Penicillium brevicompactum, 1074 nucleotides. RefSeq names its product putative NAD binding Rossmann fold oxidoreductase. The coding region runs from base 1 to 1074 and encodes 357 amino acids. Gene Ontology annotation, cellular component: cytoplasm. Gene Ontology annotation, biological process: NADPH regeneration. NCBI's taxonomy places the organism in Eukaryota, Fungi, Ascomycota, Eurotiomycetes, Eurotiales, Aspergillaceae. Gene Ontology annotation, molecular function: oxidoreductase activity; nucleotide binding. The record is from RefSeq and is a predicted model, not a curated record. The transcript is spliced from 4 exons.